GUUUCAAAAGAAAUUGGAGGUAGCAUCAUAUGUGCAAGAACAGCUCAAAAUAUGUGGGAAGAUCUGAAGAACAGAUUUACACAAGGAAAUGGUCCAAGAAUCUUUCAAUUACAGAAAGAUUUAUCAGUUUUGACACAAGAGGACUUAUCAGUACGAGAUUACUAUACAAGAUUCAAAUCCCUAUGGGAUGAAUUGCUGGAUUAUAAUCAAAUUCCAACAUGUACAUGUGGAGCCCUAAGAACCUGUAAGUGUGAUGCAAUAAAAAUUUUCUUGGAUUAUCAAGAUCGCCAGCAUGUGAUACAGUUCUUAAUGGGGUUAAAUGAUUGUUUUUCUCAUAUCAGAGGGCAAAUUCUAAUGUUAGAACCUUUGCCGAAUAUAAAUAAAGUGUUUUCUUUAAUUGUUCAAGAAGAGAAACAGAGAGAGAUUAGCAAGCAUAACAUGAUUGAUACUGCUGCUUUUAUGAGCAAAGUUCAAGAUACAAAUCCAGCAAUGAAAAGGUUUGCUCCUGGAAAACAACAACAGAAAAGAGAUAAGCUGUUCUGCACUCACUGUGGUAUGAACAACCAUACAGUGGACAAAUGUUACAAGGUACAUGGUUAUCCUCCAGGCUUCAAACAGAACUCAACCAAUUUUCGACAAAAGGGAAGAUUUACAGCAACUGCUAAUCAGCUUUCGGGUCAAAUCUUGAGUACUCCUUUUGAGAAUUUUAAUCAAAUGCCUUUCUCUCAAGAAGACUAUCAAAAAUUGUUAUCAUUAAUUCACCCACAACCUGAUGAUAAUACCAAUCAUCAAGCUGCGAAUAUCAUUUCUAAUUCGAUUGCUCAUUCUACUCAAGGAACUUACCCAAUGGAAGAUGAUUGGGAUAGCUAGAAGAUCAGCUGGCCUUUAUCUACUGCAGAAAUCAGGUGCUAGUGAUGUUGUUAUUCCACAUAGAUCCAAUUCUGUAAAUUCUAUAAUAAGCUCUCAAGUCUGGCAUAGCAGAUUGGGACAUCCUUCAAUGUCUAGACUAUCAUUUCUUUCCAAAAAUGUACCAGAUAUUAGCCUUUCCAAUAAAUUUGUUGAUCAUCAUUGUACUGUUUGCCCAUUGGCAAAACAGAAAAGAUUA
Messenger RNA from Carya illinoinensis, 1105 nucleotides. RefSeq lists its product as uncharacterized. NCBI's taxonomy places the organism in Eukaryota, Viridiplantae, Streptophyta, Magnoliopsida, Fagales, Juglandaceae. The transcript is spliced from 2 exons. The coding region runs from base 52 to 870 and encodes 272 amino acids. The record is from RefSeq and is a predicted model, not a curated record.